AUGGGAGUUGCAAGAUCUUCAGAGUAUCCAGAAUUGGAGAAGAUCACACAGAAGAAACUCGAUCUCAUGGAUGAGUUUAUUAGAGAUAAAUCUGCUUUAGCUGCACAAACAACGAAAUCGUCAUCGAAAAAACAAGAUCAAGAAGGUGAUUUGUUGGAUUUAGCGGGUGAAACGGCAGAAGCGGUUGGUGAUAGUUUGGCGUUAGCAUUAUUCGAUGGAGCGGUUGGGACUGAAACUGCUUCUGGACCGGGGUGGGAAACGUUUGAUGAUGAUUCGGCGGAUUGGGAGACAGAUUUGGUGAAAUCGGCUACGAGAUUGUCAGGACAAAGGAGUGAGCUUGGAGGAGGAUUUGAUACUUUGUUGCUUGAUGGAAUGUAUCAAUACGGUGCGGUUAAUGCUGCGGUUAAAACGUCUACGGCUUAUGGAAGUAGUGGAAGUGCGAGUAGUGUAGCUUUUGGUUCUGCAGGAAGACCAGCAGCUUCAAUGUUGGCACUACCGGCGCCGUCAACGACCGCCAUUGGAAACGGAAUCGGAAGCAAAAAUCCGGUGACUUUGGACCCGUUUGCAGCGUCUCUAGAGGUGGCUCCACCAGCGUACGUGCAAAUGAAUGAUAUGGAGAAAAAACAGAGAUUAUUAAUGGAAGAACAAAUGAUGUGGGAUCAAUACAACAGAAAUGGAAGACAAGGAUACAUGAAUUUCAGACCAAACCAUCAACAACAACAACAUUAUCAAGUUCCAUACUCCAUGGGACCUUACUCUUACGCACCUCGCUAUUGA
Molecule: messenger RNA, 777 nt
Organism: Arabis nemorensis
Lineage: Eukaryota; Viridiplantae; Streptophyta; Magnoliopsida; Brassicales; Brassicaceae
Source: the annotation of a GenBank genome assembly